CUUGACUUGCAAGGUAUUUGUCUGGAUGCAAACAUUUAUGGCGUAAACUGUAAAAUAUAGAUGAAACGAUGCUUUAAAGGACACGAAUCGUUGCUGUUGGAGGAUUCGGCGUUUCUUUGUAGAUUAUCAAAGAUCAACAGUGUCCUCUCUGUUGGCCAGUCUAGUGUGCAUCUAUGAACUCCUUACUGCCCUCCACUUCUGCCGUCAGUAGCCCUGUCAGCUCCAUAGAUUCGCCACUGUCAGCCGUCAGCUCGUCCAUCGGCUCUCCCGGCGUUCCCGGCACCCCAUCCGUCGGCUAUGGACCCAUCACCAACUCUCAAAUAAACUCCUCAAUGUCUGUGUCUGGGUUACAUGCUGUCAGCAGCUCUGAUGAUGUGAAACCCCCCUUUGGCUUGAAAUCUGUCAGUGGCUCUGGGCCAAUGCUGUCCCAGAAACGGAUGUGCGCCAUUUGUGGGGACCGCUCCUCCGGGAAGCAUUAUGGCGUGUACAGCUGCGAAGGCUGCAAGGGUUUCUUCAAGCGCACGGUCAGGAAGGACCUGAGCUACACCUGCAGGGACAACAAGGAGUGUCUGGUCGAUAAACGUCAGCGCAAUCGCUGCCAGUACUGCCGCUAUCAGAAGUGCCUGGCCAUGGGAAUGAAAAGAGAGGCUGUUCAGGAUGAGCGUCAGAAGAAUAAGGAGCGGGAUGGAGACUAUGAAUUCAGCAGUGCAGCCAAUGAGGAAAUGCCCGUGGAGAAGAUCCUGGAGGCCGAGACAGUGGUAGAGCACAGAACAAACCUGCACUCUGAUGCCACUGGUUCAUCCAAUGAUCCAGUCACUAACAUCUGCCAGGCUGCAGACAAACAGCUGUUCACUCUGGUGGAGUGGGCCAAGAGAAUCCCUCACUUCUCUGAGCUGCCCCUGGAUGACCAAGUCAUUCUGCUCAGGGCUGGAUGGAAUGAGCUCUUGAUCGCAGCCUUCUCUCACCGCUCCAUCAGCGUGAAGGAUGAGAUUCUGUUGGCCACCGGUCUACAUGUGCCCAGAGACAGCACUCACAACCUGGGAGUGGAGGCCUUUUUUGACAGGGAGAGUGCACACAGUGCAGAGGUGGGAGCCUUAUUCGACAGGGUUCUGACUGAGUUGGUCUGUAAGAUGCGUGAUAUGCAAAUGGACAAAACUGAACUUGGCUGUCUGCGUGCCAUAGUUCUGUUUAACCCAGAUGCCAAAGGUCUGACCAGCAGCAGUGAGGUGGAGCUUCUCAGAGAGAAAGUAUACGCGUCCCUGGAGUCCUAUUGCAAGCAGAAGUAUCCAGAUCAGCAGGGGAGGUUUGCCAAGCUCCUCCUCCGGCUUCCUGCGUUGCGUUCCAUUGGCCUUAAGUGUCUGGAGCACCUUUUCUUCUUUAAACUGAUUGGAGACACCCCCAUUGACACUUUCCUAAUGGAGAUGCUGGAGUCGCCCCACUAGCUGUGGCCGAGGAAGAUUGGGAGACAGGGUUUUUCUACCCUAGGUCCUGGAGAUAACUGUGACUGCACUUUUUCUUCCCAGGGGAAUUACAGCGAUUGGUCAGCCUCUGGUCUGGGGGUAUUUUGUUCAUUUAUGUCUUUUUUUUUUUUUUUUUUUCUCUCUCUCUUGACUGUCUCUUAAGUGCACCAUAGAAUCUAGAGACCCAAACCUUGCCAUGAAAAAUUAUUGGUGCUACAUUUCAACAGUAAGCUAAUUAUAUAUAUAUAUAUAUAUAUAUAUAUAUAUAUAUAUAAACAAGUUUAAAACUCAAUGAUUUUAAGUAUGGAAGCUCCAGUUACCUGACUGGUUUAGAUAAGUGGGGUUUACAUUUUGAUAGAACCAUUUGAGGCUUUUAAAACACUGUGGAUGAUAAGCUUUAAUCAUAUGUAAGUGUGCUACACCAUGUCUUAAGUUUCGGUGCUUUCUUCCUGUACGGAUAAUUUAUUUCGCCCCGACCUGUAAGGACUGGUCAAGUGGGUGAAUAGAUGAGUUAAUUAAUUCGGCAUUACUGAUUUAAAUUGACAUUUACUUUGCUAGCGCAAGAAAUCUGGCAAAGAAAUCUAUAUGCAAUGAAGCUUGAAUUGAUGCAAAACAGAAAAGUCUAGAUGUUUAAUCUCCAAAUAUUUUUUUUUUUUUUUUUUUUACGUGAUAUUGUGCAAUGUUAAGCCUAAAUCCAGAGGUGGAUGUGAGGGAAAUGCAAGCACUCAUUAUUUUUAUUAUCUCACGCGCUCAUUUUAUUAUCACGUCAUGAGUGCCUAACAGACAUAUGCUUGAUUUAUGUUUUUUUAUUUAACAUUUGACAGAAGACAGGACAAACAAAAAGAUGAAUCUCUGUUCACAUCAUCAGCAGUGAUCGUACGAAGCAGGUCAAUUUCUUUGGUUCUCUUUUUGUUUUGCCUGAAGUGUCCUAGGCUGAAAUUGUCUUAAACCUGCAUUGGUUUUAUUAGUUAACUGUCAGUUAAUAAUACACUCUCUUCUCUUAUCACAUAUCAGGUAACUGUAUAAGAGUGAUAAUUCCUUAAGUGAACUGCACUACACAAAAAUAAAUGUCAUUCCUUUUUUUUUUUGACCAGUGUCAGAUUUAAAAAAAAAAAAAAAAAA
Pimephales promelas (fathead minnow) is the source of this 2582-nucleotide messenger RNA. RefSeq names its product retinoid x receptor, beta b (gene rxrbb). Lineage: Eukaryota; Metazoa; Chordata; Actinopteri; Cypriniformes; Leuciscidae. The record is from RefSeq and is a predicted model, not a curated record. Gene Ontology annotation, cellular component: nucleus. Gene Ontology annotation, biological process: regulation of DNA-templated transcription. Gene Ontology annotation, molecular function: sequence-specific DNA binding; nuclear steroid receptor activity; zinc ion binding.